Messenger RNA from Limanda limanda (common dab), 1942 nucleotides. RefSeq names its product bublin coiled coil protein (gene bbln). The transcript is spliced from 2 exons. The record is from RefSeq and is a predicted model, not a curated record. The coding region runs from base 264 to 584 and encodes 106 amino acids. Lineage: Eukaryota; Metazoa; Chordata; Actinopteri; Pleuronectiformes; Pleuronectidae.
AUAAACAACCUGAGCAGAUCGCUGGUCAAAGCCACAGAAUCUAAAUAUAAAGUAGUGAACAAGCUGAUCUGGACGCUUCCCUCUGAUCUCUGUGGAUUUACUGAAACUACUUGAACGCUUGUUUUUUAACUUGUUGUCAUCGCUGCUGAAUCUUAUUUGUGACUCGAGUCCUUGGCUAAUAGCAGCUAGCUGUUAGCAGUGCUAGCUCCACAGUGGAAACAGGAACUGUCUCUGUGACAAAGUGAGGAGGAGAUUACUGAGCCAUGUCUGGACCGAACGGAGACCCGAGCAUGUCUAUGGAGGACGGCAUCAUUAUCGAUGAAGAUGAUUUCGGUGAUGGAGAGUACAAUUCCAUCAACUCCAUGCUUGAUCAGAUCAACUCCUAUCUCGACGGCAUAGAGGAACGCAACGACGCGCUCAACGGCAAAAUGCACGAGCUGCUGGAGUCAAACCGACAAGCCCGGCUGGAGUUCAGGGCCCAGCCAGGUGGCUCUGACAACCAGGAGGAGAAUCAACCCUCAGACAGAAAGGAGGAGCUGAAGGAAGAUGAUGGAGGCUCGCAAAUGAGCGACAAGAGCGAGUAGACAAGUGGGGACCAAAACAUGCAGGGAUAGAAAUAUUUAUUGAAGACGUCUCCACUGACCCAUGAUCUGCGUGGUCCAUACCUGUGAAUAUUCACCCUCAUCUGCAGACGUGUGCUCGACUGUGCUAUUUUGAAUCUCCUCGAUCUCUGAAUGCAGUGCAGUUUAUCUCCUUUGUUGAACAGUAGUGCUCCGGUGUGUUGCUCCCAAGCAGAGUGGAGUAAAUUGACCUCCAGCAGCUUCUCAUACAUGUUGGACAUUACAGUUACUUUACACUCUGGUUGCAGAAAUGAGCUUUGUGAAUUGUGAAAUGAGUUUGCCAUGUGAAAAGCUGCAUCCGUCAGUUCAGAGUUGCUUAUGUUCAUGUGAGACAUCAAGGAGAGAGAGCUCCCAGAAAUAUAACUAUAAAUAAUAUAAGAAUAAUAUAUAAAUGAUCUGAAUUAAUAUUGUGGCAUCAUUACUAAAUAAAACAAAGUUUAAACUACAGGCUCAUGUUCAGAUUCCAGAGAUUUGACUACUGAACUCUGAUGUCAAAACUGUUCAACAAAUUAACUGUAUGUUAAAAAGGUCAUUUCAGAUUUCCAGCAAGUCCUCAUGACCCAUCAGUGUUGUGUUUUUGCAUAGAUUAAAAAUCUAUGUAUGUUAUCUUCCCAAGAAAAAAUAUAUGCAACAUUCCAUUUGUGUACUAGUGUUUAAUGUUUGAUCUUUAUCGUGACUGUAGCUCUAAGCAGUGCUGUCCUGCUCAUUUUCAUGAAGUUCGUUGUUUCUGGUUAAAAACCGAGUCGACAAACUGGGAAUUGUCAGACAUUUUAAUUUAAAUUAAAAGGGACCCCCCCCCCCCCAAAAAAACAGAAAACAAACAUCCAAAAAUACAUUAAACUUCCAGCAAUUAGAAAACAUCAACUGCUUGUUUGUUUGUUCAACUCAGUUUUGUCAGUAGCUGAAUAAAAAUACAAUAAGAAACAUACAGCUUUGUUUGAAAUUAUCUUUUGCACGCCCGUAUCUCCGUUUCGGAGCCGAAGCCUCGUGUCUCGUUCUCGUAAGACAGAAUGUCGUACAAUACUGAUCACGUGGCGACGGGAGUUGCUACGCCUCAGGCAGCCGUCUGUGGUUUAAAGCAUUCUCCUGUAAUGUGGAAGAGGAACUGUUUCCAGAUCAACACACAAGUCAUGAAGGAAAAAACACAUCCUCGAAUAAAUAUGUGCGUCUUGUACCUCAUGACUGAUGAAAUCCUGAAACCAAUGAAAUAUUUGUAUCAUCUGUAACUGGGGUACUUCUUUAGUACUCUUGUUCCUGGUGAUUCACGUCUGAGCUGAAGAUUCACAAUAACACUUUGUACUCAAUUAAAUUCCUACAGACGU